Cinara cedri is the source of this 339-nucleotide messenger RNA. NCBI's taxonomy places the organism in Eukaryota, Metazoa, Arthropoda, Insecta, Hemiptera, Aphididae. The record is from the annotation of a GenBank genome assembly.
AUGCGCUACGUGUGCCGUACCCAAAACCACCACCCAAUACAGGUGUCUCAAACGGUCGCUAUCGUCAAAGUGUACGGCGUGGAAAAAAUCAUAUCAAAAUUGAUGAAAUAUCAGCACAAUGGAAUUGCGGUUUACAACUUGCCGAUUGACGUGACUAUCGAAGCGAUUCACGCGACCAACGGACACGGCGGACGCGACAAAAUGCGCAAAGAAACGCGCAAGAAAUACGCCAACAUUACUGUGUCGAUGUUUAAUUUGUUCUUGUCGAUGUGCGAAGUUUGCGUUAAGACCAAAAAAUCAAAAAUAAUUACCGAGGCCAGAGACAGGACCGAAGACUGA